Lolium rigidum is the source of this 522-nucleotide messenger RNA. Its product is annotated as GPI-anchored protein LLG1-like. NCBI's taxonomy places the organism in Eukaryota, Viridiplantae, Streptophyta, Magnoliopsida, Poales, Poaceae. The coding region runs from base 1 to 522 and encodes 173 amino acids. The transcript is spliced from 3 exons. The record is from RefSeq and is a predicted model, not a curated record.
AUGGGUCUGGAGCUGGAUAGAGUCAUGAUGCUGCGCGCCGCCGUAAUCGCCGCCGUCGUCGGUCUCGCCGCCGCUGCCGGAUUCAUCUCAAAUGACGCGCUCCACUCCCAUGGCGCCGCCGGCCGGAGCUUGCUCCAGACCAAGAAGGAUUGCCCGGUGACCUUCGAAGGGGCAAACUACACGCUGAUCACGAGCCGGUGCAAGGGCCCCCUGUACCAGCCGGCGCUGUGCUGCUCGGCGCUCGCGGACUUCGCCUGCCCCUACGGCAUCUACAUCAACGACCAGUCCACCAACUGCGCCGCCACCAUGUUCAGCCUGAUCCACCUCUACGGCAAGUACCCCUCGGGGCUCUUCGCCAACACCUGCAAGGGGGACAAAGAUGGCAUAAAAUGCCCCGACGACGUACCGCAGGUCCAGCCAGGCCAGGAGGGCACGAGCUCCGCCGCCGUUGCUACCGCUGCCCAGGCGGCGCUCGUCGCUGCCGGCGCCGUCGCGUUGUCCCUGUUCAUUGUGCUGUCCUGA